Molecule: messenger RNA, 1186 nt
Organism: Amphibalanus amphitrite
Lineage: Eukaryota; Metazoa; Arthropoda; Thecostraca; Balanomorpha; Balanidae
Product: zinc finger matrin-type protein 5-like
Exons: 2
Coding region: 288-755 (155 amino acids)
Cellular component (GO): U12-type spliceosomal complex
Molecular function (GO): metal ion binding
Source: RefSeq, a predicted model, not a curated record
UUUUGCGGGUAAUGUCAUAGCAUAGGCUCUACUCUCUAGUUCUACAUCAGGAGUUUUGCCAUAAAUGAAAUUGCAUUAUAUUGAAAUCUUGAGUACCUAUCAUCUUACUAUUCAGCAUUUAAUUUAAUGAAAUAUUCAGUAAAGCAGUUUACUUUGAAAUCCUCCCUUUGCACCAGCCUAUGUUGAAGACGAAUGUGCCGACAAAAGAAGGAUGUCGACAGUUCCGAGAAAGAACAUUCCACUGUUCAACUCUCUGGCCCAGGACAUCUGUCAUAUAGCCAUACACCAUGGUGAAGAAGUACCUGUGCGACUACUGCGGCACACGGUUCGCUUACUCGCCCGAUACGUGGCGGCGGCACGUGCGGGGCGCGGCGCACAUGGCCGCCCGUGCCGAGCACUACCGGCAGCUGGCGUCGGCCGGUGACCAGUGGCGCUCGGAGGUGGCGGGCCGGCGGCCCUGCUGGCGGCUCUCCACUCCGGCCGGCUGCCCGUUCGGCGACGACUGCCGCUUCUCGCACCUCUCGCCGGAGGAGCUGGAGCGGCUGCGCGCGGAGGCCGAGGCCGAGCAGCGGCCGCCGCCCAGUCUGGCCGACUGGCUGCGGCAGCGGCCGCGGCUGGCCGAGCAGGAGGUGACCGAGGGGCCGACGGUGCGGUGGCGGCCCCCGCCGGCCGUCCGUCAGAUGGCGGGAGUGACGCCCUCCCUCCGUCCGCUGGAGGCGGCGGUGGCGCCGCACCUGAUCGCUGAGUGGGGCUGAGAGCGAACCCGAACAGCUCCGCAACUACAAACUCUGUGAAAUACGCCUCAGCUUGGACUGGGGAUUGGGGAAGGCUGUGUUCGUGCGUAUAAACUCGCUGCGUUAUAGUGAAACUUUUUAUUCAUCAUAAAUUCGAUCGUUAAAUGAUCGAGCAUGAGUAAUGAUAUGCCUCUCGUCGCUUCAAAUAUGGAUAGGUACUGUGUAUCAGAAAGACGAACAAACAAUCCCGUGCAUACGUUUUAAAGUGUAAAUAUAUCAUUCAAAACAGUAAUUGUACGUGUUCAGGUCCACAUUCCAGAUUCUGCACAUGCGGUAUCGUCUCCUAUCAUCAUUGUAAUUCAUUAUGAAGUUACUGGCCUUCAACAGCGGAAGCCGGUGCGAAAUGGACUUGCUUGCGAAGAGAAUGGACGUCCAAUAAACUGACUACCUGA